AUGUUCGUCGUCGUGCAGGAUUCUUAUGCCAACACUCUUGAAGAAAACCUUGAUUGGCUCAGGUAUAAAAACGAGGAUAGACAUGGUCGAGCAUCUUCAUAUGCCUGUUUGUCUGCAGUGCUCAGAGCCUUCUCAGGGUAUAUAGACGAGGAUAGACAUGGUCAAGCAUCUUCGUAUGCCUGUUUGUCUGCAGUGCUCAGGGUGUUCUUCCUUGUUUGA
Molecule: messenger RNA, 219 nt
Organism: Dovyalis caffra
Lineage: Eukaryota; Viridiplantae; Streptophyta; Magnoliopsida; Malpighiales; Salicaceae
Source: the annotation of a GenBank genome assembly